This is a messenger RNA of Carassius auratus (goldfish), 1163 nucleotides long. RefSeq lists its product as uncharacterized. The transcript has 7 exons. Bases 9 to 1163 code for a protein of 384 amino acids. The record is from RefSeq and is a predicted model, not a curated record. Lineage: Eukaryota; Metazoa; Chordata; Actinopteri; Cypriniformes; Cyprinidae.
GGAUAAAAAUGUCUGUUACUAAAUCAAAAAGACCUUGUUAUAAUUCUGAAAUUCGUCGUGACAAAGUCCGAAAUAAAACCAGAAUUUGUAUUGGAGAUGCUUUUGAACGAUGGAGACGGCUGAAAACGGAGAAGAAUUUGAACACAGACGCCAACGUUGCUAAUUUUCUCCUGGACAGCUAUUAUGGCCCCAGCACCUCAACACCCAGUAAGAGAAACUUGAAGAAGCACCACCUGACUGCACCAUCACUUUCCAGUAUCGUAUGUGCAUCAUCUGAAACACUUUCAAAUCGCUACACCAUUUACAGAGAGGACCUGUCGCCUAUUGAGGAAAGACUGGAAGAUGAUGAGCGCACCAUGGAUGCCUCUGAGGUUCUGGAGGAAAGUCUACAGAACAUGAGCAUCCAGGAUGCUGAAACCCAGGUCAUGAAUGAGCAGGAGAUAAAUGAUCUAAUGAACAGUGUAAUUGAUUGGGGGGACAGUGAAGGUGUUAGUAAUGAGGAGAUUGAAGCAGAUGACAGUGAAGAUGAGGACUAUGUCCCUCGUAUUUGUAUUCGGUUGGGUGGAGCAUUGCAGGCACCACCAUGCAUUGAUAAUCUGCCUGUGAUAGAUGCCAGUGAGACAGUACAUGACAUCCCGGAUGUAGAGCCUCCAUCAGUCACCUUACCUACACUUCAACAACCUGGCUUUCCUGAUACACUGGAGGUCAUGACUGAAGAUGACCUAAUCGGGAAACGGGCCUCCAUCACUUAUGAGGACUGUUUGAGGCAGCUUGCAACAUUACUUGUGCUUCCGGUCCAAAAGUGCCCAUACACAUGUGACGUCAGUAAAAUGGAGUGUCAGUGUCGCCCUCCAUUUGAAGUUUCCAUUACACGCAGGGGUACUGCAAGCAUCAUGGAAUGGACCUGCCUUGUUGGCCACACUGUAUGGAGAUGGAGCUCACAGCCAACUUUGAGGUACGGGAUGCUAGCAGGGGACUUUAUGUUGGCAAGCAACAUACUACUCUCCGGAAGCAACUACUCCAAAGUCUCGCUUCUGUUCCAGUUUAUGAACAUGGGGAUGGUGGACCGUAGUUCAUUUUUCACAAUUCAGGACACAUACAGUGUAGACACUGUGAAGGAGUUUUGGGAGGAGAGGAGAGCUGAGGCAAUAAAUCGGCUAUAA